UCCACCUGAAGACAUAUAUGUGAAACAUGCAGCUUUUGUUCCAACAGAUUUUGGCUACUGUGACUUUAAAGCAGCAACCUGAGAUACAGAAUCCUUCUGUAAUUCAGUCCCAGUCUUAAUGCUUAUACUGGGAUAUUCAUAACGGAACCAUUUGUAUCUUUUAAAUCAUUUUUGUUAUAUUUUGUAAUAUACUGUAUUAUUUAAUUUAGUUUAGUUAGUUACUGUCUUGGAGCUACUGUGGCCACAUAAUUUCCACAGGGAUUAAUAAAGCAUUCUGAUUCUGAUUAUUCUUACCAAUUUUCAUUUAAAAGCUGAAAGAAUCCAUACAAAUGUGUAGUCUUAAAGAAAUUAAUAUGGAUUCGAAAUAGAUAGACCUAAAUUUCUCAUUGUUGAAGAACCUGCCACUGAGGCAGAUUGUUUCUCUCUGUCCACUUCUGUCCAGCACCACAAAUGAUCAGUCUUCAUCUCCUCCAAAGCUGGAGAGCAUUCACCUCUCCACCUCUCCACUGACAUUCAUAAUCACGAUGUCCUACCUGUGUUACUGCUGAAAUGCUUUAUAGGAAAGAAAGAAAGAAAGAAAGAAAGAAAGAAAGAAAGGAAGAAAGAAAGAAAGAAAGAAAGAAAGCAAUCCAGACUUUAUUCUUAGUCUUGUGAAGAGACCCUGGGUUGUGUCACAGCUGAAGCUUUGUUGUCAGAGACAGUCUUUGUUAAUCAGGUGUUAUAACUAACGCAAUGGUUUGUUGUUGUACCCCAGCCUUGUCCCUUUGAAUAAUUGAGACCACUGUAUUUGCCUGUUAUAUUUUUUCCUUGGUCAGCAACUAGCUACUAGUUUUGUCCCCAAGAUCAAUUGCCUUGGUAACGCAGCCAGAGAGAGAGAGAGAGAAAGAGAGAAAGAGAGAGAGAGAGCGAGAGAGAAAGAUUUGUGCCCACAAUGGCGACUGUAGGUAUGCUAAAUACCUCUGGUUCCUUAUCCGGGAACUACCUCUUACCCUGCUAUUGGGCCAUUGGGUCACGUGGUAAAAGUAACUUUACAGGGCUGCUCGCAAGUAGGAGGGCUUUAUGGAGCAGAAAAACGACAAAGCUAGAAAAAUUAUUUUCCACUCCAGAAAUUAAUGAUCAUGAGCUCGUAUUUGAUGGAGUCUAACUACAUUGAUCCGAAAUUUCCUCCAUGCGAGGAAUAUUCGCAAAAUAACUACAUCCCCGAGCAUAGUCCAGAAUAUUACAGCCGCGCAAGGGACACUGGCUACCAGCAUCACCAUCAGGAGUUAUAUCCUCCGCGGGCGAGCUACCAAGAGCGCCAGUUUAACUGUGCAAGCAUCCCUGAACCUGACACGCCAAGGGGACAUGGAAUACCCCAUUCUGCGCAUCUACUGACAGGGAAAGGGCAACCUGCUUCAUGUGAAACCCCACAGUUGUCCAUGUCCCCCGCCACCCCACCGGCCGCAACCUCCGCCUGCAACCAAGCUACCCCGGAGCAUCCAAACAGCACAGCCUCCUCCAAACAGCCUGUGGUGUACCCAUGGAUGAAGAAAAUUCACGUCAGCACUGUGAACUCUGGUUACAAUGGGACGGAGCCCAAGCGGUCUAGGACAGCAUACACCCGGCAGCAAGUCUUAGAAUUGGAGAAGGAAUUCCACUAUAACCGAUAUUUAACUCGGCGGAGGCGCAUCGAGAUCGCACACACCCUGGUUCUCUCCGAGCGGCAGAUUAAAAUCUGGUUUCAAAACCGCAGGAUGAAAUGGAAAAAGGAUCACAGGCUCCCGAACACCAAAGUGAGAUCCUCCUCCUCUUCCUCCGGGUCCAACACAAGCUCAGCAGCCGGCGCUGUUGCCGCUGCCUCGGCCACUAACACCGGGGCCCCCGACGAACUUACCGGAGCUCAGCAUGGCGAGGAUAUUACCAGGUUAUAAAACCACGAACCAUUACUGGGGGUAGAAUAAGAACUGGUUAUUUAUAGAACACUUAUAUAUUUUGUUUUCGUAGCUAUCUUGUGCGGUUUCCUUUAAGUCCAAAGUUAUAUAAAAUGCAUGUUAUAUAGCAUGGAUUACUGCGAAUACCGAUGAAUUAUUUUUACGUGACACAGGGUUUAAUUUAUUUGAAGUUCAAUUAAAAUGAUGUUUUUUAUUAAAAAAUGUUUUGAAUGAAGGAUGAAAAAGUAGAAAAAAAUAUACAUUUUAUCAAAAUGUUAUUGUGGGCCAUUCUUUUGCCCUGCUGCCCAAGGUGAAAUGCACAAUCUAUUUAUUUCAAACAACACUGGAAGGAAAUCACUAUAAUAAUAGUUAUUUUUGGUAUAUAAAAAAAGAAAGCUGGAACACACCAUUGAUCUUGAACUUGUAUGUUUAGGAGAAUAACAAUGUGUGAAUUACCUCGUGUAUUUCAGAAACAGGAUUUUUCUUUUUCUUUUUCAUUUUUUGCAAUUUAGUUUUGUGGUGUUGAUGUUGUGUUUUAGACCGUUCAAAGCAGAUUAUUGUGAAAUGCAAUAAACGGAGUUUAGUGUACUUGUGCUAAUCAUAUUGGUCAAUAAAACAGUGAGUGUCUACUAGUUUUAAA
Neolamprologus brichardi is the source of this 2550-nucleotide messenger RNA. The record is from RefSeq and is a predicted model, not a curated record. Lineage: Eukaryota; Metazoa; Chordata; Actinopteri; Cichliformes; Cichlidae.